UAUGCUGCUAUUACGAAUCUUUCACUAGCGAUAGAAUCUGGCGAAAAACUUUUAGUCCUACUUCGUAAUUGUAAGAGAAAAAAAGAAGAAGGUGAGACAGCCUUAAUGCUAGCAACAUUGUACUACCGAAAGCGGGAAUACAAGGAAGCAGAAGCAUUCCUCAAAAGAGCACUUACCAUCAAGACAGAAAUUGGUGACAAAGACGGAGAAGCGUCAUGCUACAUAAACCUGGGAGCUGUCUUUCAAUCUGUUCGAGAAUAUGCCGAGGCUGAAGAAUAUCUUCAUAAAGCACUUACCAUCAAGAUAGAAAUUGGCAACAAACACGGAGAAGCGUUAUGUUACUUAAACCUGGGAGCCGUCUCUCAAUCCGUCGGAGAAUAUGACAAGGCUGAAAAAUAUCUUCGUAAAGCACUUACCAUCACGACAGAAAUUGGUGACAGACAUGGAGAAGCGACAUGCUACGGAACCCUAGGAGCUGUCUUUCAAUCUGUCGGAGAAUAUGCCAAGGCUGAAGAAUGUCUUCAUAAAGCACUUACCAUCAGGGCAGAUAUUGGCGACAAAGACGGAGAAGCUUCAUGCUACGGAAACCUAGGAAGGGUGUUUCAAUCUGUCGGAAAAUAUGCUAAGGCUGAAGAAUAUCUUCAUAAAGCACUUACCAUCAAGACAGAAACUGGCGACAAAGACGGACAAGCGACAUGCUACAUAAACUUGGGAGCUGUCUUUCAAUCUGUCGGAGAAUAUGCCAAAGCUGAAGAAUAUCUUCAUAAAGCACUUACCAUCAAGACAGAAACUGGCGACAAAGACGGACAAGCGACAUGCUACAUAAACUUGGGAGCUGUCUUUCAAUCUGUCGGAGAAUAUGCCAAGGCUGAAGAAUAUCUUCAUAAAGCACUUACCAUCAAGACAGAAACUGGCGACAAAGACGGACAAGCGACAUGCUACAUAAACUUGGCAGCCGUCUUUCAAUCUGUCGGAGAAUAUGCCAAGGCUGAAGAACAUCUUCAUAAAGCACUUACCAUCAAGACAGAAACUGGCGACAAAGACGGACAAGCGACAUGCUACAUAAACUUGGGAGCCGUCUUUCAAUCUGUCGGAGAAUAUGCCAAGGCUGAAGAACAUCUUCAUAAAGCACUUACCAUCAAGACAGAAACUGGCGACAAAGACGGACAAGCGACAUGCUACAUAAACUUGGGAGCCGUCUUUCAAUCUGUCGGAGAAUAUGCCAAGGCUGAAGAACAUCUUCAUAAAGCACUUACCAUCAAGACAGAAACUGGCGACAAAGACGGACAAGCGACAUGCUACAUAAACUUGGGAGCCGUCUCUCAAUCUGUCGGAGAAUAUGCCAAGGCUGAAGAACAUCUUCAUAAAGCACUUACCAUCAAGACAGAAACUGGCGACAAAGACGGACAAGCGACAUGCUACAUAAACUUGGCAGCCGUCUCUCAAUCUGUCGGAGAAUAUGCCAAGGCUGAAGAACAUCUUCAUAAAGCACUUACCAUCAAGACAGAAACUGGCGACAAAGACGGACAAGCGACAUGCUACAUAAACUUGGCAGCCGUCUCUCAAUCUGUCGGAGAACAUGCCAAGGCUGAAGAACAUCUUCAUAAAGCACUUACCAUUAAGACAGAAACUGGCGACAAAGACGGACAAGCGACAUGCUACAUAAACUUGGGAGCCGUCUUUCAAUCUGUCGGAGAAUAUGCCAAGGCUGAAGAACAUCUUCAUAAAGCACUUACCAUCAAGACAGAAACUGGCGACAAAGACGGACAAGCGACAUGCUACAUAAACUUGGCAGCCGUCUCUCAAUCUGUCGGAGAACAUGCCAAGGCUGAAGAACAUCUUCAUAAAGCACUUACCAUUAAGACAGAAACUGGCGACAAAGACGGACAAGCGACAUGCUACAUAAACUUGGGAGCCCUCUUUCAAUCUGUCGGAGAAUAUGCCAAGGCUGAAGAACAUCUUCAUAAAGCACUUACCAUUAAGACAGAAACUGGCGACAAAGACGGACAAGCGAUAUGCUACAUAAACUUGGGAGCCGUCUCUCAAUCUGUCGGAGAGUAUGCCAAGGCUGAAGAAUAUCUUCAUAAAGCACUUAACAUCAAGACAGAAACUGGCGACAAAGACGGCCAAGCGACAUGCUACAUAAACCUAGGAAAAGCCAACGUCCUAACUGGUGAAUGGGCGAAGGCUCAAAAAUAUUUCCAGAAUGCUCUUCAAAUUAGCAGGGGGAUUGGAAACAUUGAUUUGCAAUAUCACGCUUUUAUUUUUCUACAUUUUUGUGUUUUAUCAUUAAAAGGAAACGCAUCUGAAGCCUUAUCCAAUCUCUUCGCAAGUAUUCAAAUUUGCGAAAAAAUGCUUAGUUGUCUAGGAAACAAAGAUCGCCGCAAGAUAUCAUUUUUUGACAACCACGCCUAUCCCUAUCGGUUGUUUACUUCAUUGAGUUGUUCUUGUGGGAAACCCUAUGAAGCUUUACACGUUGCUGAACUUGGACGUGCCAAAGCUCUAGCAGAUCUUAUGUCAAAUCGGUACUCCAUUGAAAAAGAGUUAUCCAUCAACACACAAUCGUUUGUUGGCAUUCAGGAAGUAAUCAAUGAGAAAAAUGGCAACAGCACCUGCCUAUACAUCGCCUACCACUCUGAUGAUAUAUUUUUGUGGAUUUUGAAACAAAGCAAACCGGUAGCUUUCCGAAGAACGAAACUUUGUGAAAGCUAUGGUAGCAAAGACGUCAAAAUCUCUGUGGAUGACCUCUUCUCUUCACACGCCAACCAACUUACAAACGAAUCAAAUCUGGAAGAUAGUCUCUCAUCCUUGCGUCUUUCUUUAGAUGAGGAAGAAGAAAACACAGACCCUGAACCGCCAACACUUUUUCAGGUUUACAACAUGUUGAUUGCUCCCGUAAGUGACUUGCUAGAAGGAUCUGAAAUCAUUGUUGUUCCUGAUCGCUGCUUCUUCCAAGUUCCCUUUGCAGCGUUACAUGAUGCUGAAAGUAACCGCUAUUUAUCAGAUUCUUUCAGGAUACGCAUUGUCCCUUCUUUGACGACUCUUAGGCUCAUUCUGGACAGUCCAGCGGACUCACACAGCGAAACUGGUGCAUUGAUUGUGGGUGGGCCAAGUGUGACGAAUGUGUAUUACAAGGGAGAGUUAUGGUAUCUCUGUCCAUUGCCUAUCGCGAAAGCGGAAGCAGAGAUGAUUGCAAGACUACUACCUGAAUCUCACCUUUUAAUAGGAGAGCAAGCAACAAAGCAGGCAGUUCUUCAAAGAAUACCCUCAGCGAGUCUCGUGCAUUUCUCUGCUCAUGGUCAUGCCGAAAGAGGAGAAAUUGCUCUUACCCCCUCUAACUCCACAAUAGGGAUUCCACAUGAAGCAGACUACUUACUGUCAAUGACCGACAUUUCACAAGUUAGACUGUCAGCCAAACUGGUGGUCCUUAGCUGUUCUCAUUCCGCACGUGGGCAGAUCAAUACAGAAGGCGUUGUUGGAAUCGCUCGAGCAUUCUUAGGAUCAGGUGCACGCUCAGUGUUGGUGGCACUGUGGGCCUUAGAAGACAGAGCAACACAGCAGUUCAUGAGAAGAUUCUACGAAAACCUUGUCCAAGGAGAAAGUGCAAGUGAAUGUCUUCACCGGGCCAUGAAGUGGAUGCGGAAUAACGGUUUCCCUGAAGUGAGGCAGUGGGCACCUUUCAUGCUGAUUGGGGAUGACGUUUCAUUUCACUUUGGUGAAGAAAAGUGAAGGUAAUUGCUCUCUGAUAAUUAGGGCCAUAGGAAGUCUGCCAGGUCUUUUUGUAUUGCAGUUCUAUCAACUUCGGUACAUUUGGUUCUUUUAAGUACUAAAUAAAAAACAUUAUUUACCCUUAAAAGCCACACUAUUGACUACACCUGAAGUCAGCUUUUACUACGACUGAGGUGAAAUAUCAGUCAACCGCUUUUUAACAUCAAAGAUACUAACCACCACAAUUAUUCGUCCAGACUUCUGUAUUUUAUCAGUCAAAAUUAUAACCCAUGCAUGUGGGGCUUUGCAUNUGACGACUCUUAGGCUCAUUCUGGACAGUCCAGCGGACUCACACAGCGAAACUGGUGCAUUGAUUGUGGGUGGGCCAAGUGUGACGAAUGUGUAUUACAAGGGAGAGUUAUGGUAUCUCUGUCCAUUGCCUAUCGCGAAAGCGGAAGCAGAGAUGAUUGCAAGACUACUACCUGAAUCUCACCUUUUAAUAGGAGAGCAAGCAACAAAGCAGGCAGUUCUUCAAAGAAUACCCUCAGCGAGUCUCGUGCAUUUCUCUGCUCAUGGUCAUGCCGAAAGAGGAGAAAUUGCUCUUACCCCCUCUAACUCCACAAUAGGGAUUCCACAUGAAGCAGACUACUUACUGUCAAUGACCGACAUUUCACAAGUUAGACUGUCAGCCAAACUGGUGGUCCUUAGCUGUUCUCAUUCCGCACGUGGGCAGAUCAAUACAGAAGGCGUUGUUGGAAUCGCUCGAGCAUUCUUAGGAUCAGGUGCACGCUCAGUGUUGGUGGCACUGUGGGCCUUAGAAGACAGAGCAACACAGCAGUUCAUGAGAAGAUUCUACGAAAACCUUGUCCAAGGAGAAAGUGCAAGUGAAUGUCUUCACCGGGCCAUGAAGUGGAUGCGGAAUAACGGUUUCCCUGAAGUGAGGCAGUGGGCACCUUUCAUGCUGAUUGGGGAUGACGUUUCAUUUCACUUUGGUGAAGAAAAGUGA
Molecule: messenger RNA, 4714 nt
Organism: Porites evermanni
Lineage: Eukaryota; Metazoa; Cnidaria; Anthozoa; Scleractinia; Poritidae
Source: the annotation of a GenBank genome assembly